Monodelphis domestica (gray short-tailed opossum) is the source of this 6243-nucleotide messenger RNA. It is a transcript of the gene GPC5, whose product is annotated as glypican 5. The record is from RefSeq and is a predicted model, not a curated record. Gene Ontology annotation, biological process: positive regulation of canonical Wnt signaling pathway; cell migration; regulation of protein localization to membrane. Gene Ontology annotation, cellular component: plasma membrane; extracellular region; cell surface. NCBI's taxonomy places the organism in Eukaryota, Metazoa, Chordata, Mammalia, Didelphimorphia, Didelphidae.
ACUGGAGCUAUAGGCAGUUAUCGAAUCCAACUUCUCUAUUUUACAGUUAAAGAGAUGACGUGCUCAAGGUCAUAGAGGGAAGUGUUUAGUCCCAGGACCGGGAUUCGAAUCCUAGUCCUUUCACCAAAUUCCGUACUUUUCUGUUACCGCCUCAUUCUCAUACUACCCCCUUCAAAGAGCGAAAAUUCCCAUUACAAUAGCCAUUAGGACUUUUUAAAAAGUGGAUUCUCAUCCAUCCAAACAUAAACGUCAGCCUCUAAUUUAAAAAUCACUCGCAAGGUACUACUAUGAAGUACAAACUACUGCUGACUUUUCUUGGGGAUAGAUCGCAUCACAGGCAACUCGAACCGAAUUCCAAUGGAAGAAGAAUCGCGAUAAAUAAAGGGGAAAAAAAUCUCUUCACCCCUGGAGCUGUGCCCGAUAGCUCUUGAGCAGACGCUCUUGCACAUCUUUUCUAUAACAUGCUUUUCGUUCAUUUGUUCCCAGUGAGGCUCCCCCUUUGAGGCUCUCCCUGGGCUUAGUAGGGGGGAGAAGGGGACAGCUCCGGCCAGACAUGCUAUGAUGUCACCUACAGGGGUGGGCUUGGAGCCUGAACAAUAUCUUGAGGCUGGGGAGAGGGCGGGGUUUCUCCCUCCGAAGUGGGCGGGCCUGAGUUUCAGGUUUGCAGCUGGAAGCAGAACCAGCGGCUCUCCGAGAGUGGAUGUGCUGCUGAAGCUCUGACUGCUGCAGCUGCCGCAGCCCUGGUGACCACAGAGAUAACCCCAGCCCCCAAACAAAUAAAUGCAAACUCGCUUCCACCGGGCUGAAGGGACCCGGUAGGGUCCCAGCUGGCGGCUUCGGUCUCCGCGGCCAUCCCUGGGAGGCAAAGGGCUCGCAGGUGAAAUCCGUGCUUGAGUCUCCUCCCACCCUCCACGAGUUUCCCAGCAAAGAUUCUCGGAUUACUCUUUCUUCAAUCCUUGGCGUAUUUGGGGGGAGGUGGGGGCUGCGUUAGAGGAGAGAUAAGGCAGGUGAGUCCGGUGAGGGCAGUGCAGACUAGUGUCCUUCGGCUGGGAAAAGCUGGGUUGCGUGGGCUCCGGCUCCUGUUGCUGGAAUCGCGAUGGAAGGAGGACCGCUCUUGCGUUUGGACUUUCUCCUCCUCCUCUUUUUGGUCCUUUUCCCCUGUGCGAGAGGCGAUGAUUUGCAGACGUGUGAAGAAGUUCGGAAACUUUUCCAGUUGCGGCAUCUGGGACUUGUCAAAGGGCUGCCGGAAACCCCUCGGGCAGGUCCCGAUCUCCAGGUUUGCACAUCCAAAAAUCCUACUUGCUGUACUAAAAAGAUGGAAGAGAGAUAUCAAAUUGCAGCCCGGCAGGAUAUUCAGCAAGUCCUUCAGACCUCAAGUUCUACAUUGAAAUUCCUGAUUUCUCGAAAUGCAGCUGCUUUUCAAGAAACCUUUGAAACCCUCAUCAAGCAGGCAGAGAAUUACACAAGCACCUUAUUCUGCAACACGUAUAGGAACAUGGCUUUAGAGGCUGCUGCCUCCGUUCAGGAGCUCUUUACAGACGUGGGGCUCUUUGUGUUUGGCACCGACAUCAGUCCAGAUGAAUCUGUGAACAGAUUCUUUGACACGCUGUUUCCUCUGGUCUACAAUCAUCUCAUUAACCCUGGUGUGACGGACAUUUCCCUGGAAUACUCGGAAUGCAUUCGAAUGGCAAGGCGAGAUAUUAACCCCUUUGGUAACAUUCCCCAAAUUGUAAUGGGACAGAUGGGGAGAUCCUUGUUACCCAGCCGGACUUUCUUGCAAGCCCUUAAUUUAGGUAUUGAAGUUAUCAAUACGACUGAUCAUCUGCAAUUCUCAAAAGAGUGCAGCAAAGCCCUCCUGAAGAUGCAAUAUUGUCCCCACUGCCAGGCUCUGACUUUAAGUAAGCCUUGUAUGGGCUACUGCCUUAAUGUGGUUAGAGGCUGUUUGGCCAAUGUGGCAGAAAUUGACCCUCACUGGCGGGGCUAUAUCCGAUCCCUGGAAGAACUCUCGGAUACUAUACAUGGAACAUAUGACAUUGAGCAUGUACUUCUGAACUUCCACUUACUUGUUAAUGAUGCUGUUAUGCAGGCUCACAUCAAUGGAAAAAAAUUAGCUGAGCAGGUGAACAAGAUCUGUGGUCCUCCUGUAAGAACACCCACACAAACUCCUGGUUGUUCUCUUGAUCAGAGUAAAGAUAAGCAAGGAAUGAAGAUCUCUUCAAGAGAUGGUGAAGAAAGCCUUGCCAGCAGAAGAAAAGAAUUUAUCAACAGCCUGCGUCUAUACAAGACUUUUUAUGGUGGCCUGGCUGAUCAGCUUUGUGUUAAUGAAUUAGCAGCUGCUGAUGGACUGCCCUGCUGGAAUGGAGGAGAUGUGGUCAAAAGCUAUACCCAUCGUGUGGUUGGAAAUGGAAUUAAAGCUCAAUCUGGAAAUCCAGAAGUGAAAGUUAAAGGGACUGAUCCUAUCAUAAACCAAAUUAUUGAUAAACUGAAACAUGUUAUUCAGUUACUCCAGGGAAGAUCUUCUCCAAAACCUGAGAGAUGGGAUUUACUCCAAGUGGGCAGUGGUGGACGCAUAGAUGAUCAAGUCAGUGGAGACUGUGAUGAUGAAGAUGGCUGUGGAGGAUCAGGAAGUGGAGAAGUAAAACGGGUGCUGAAAAUCACAAACUGGAUGCCAGAUGAGAUGAACCUCAGUGACGUCAAGCAAAUCCAUCAAACAGAUGGUGGAAGCACUUUAGACACAAGUGGAGCAGGACGCUUGGCAGUGACUGCUUAUCUGACAUUUACCCUGAUUAGUGUGGCAACAUUCAUUCUCAGUCUUUGGUAACAGAAUAAUUCUGGCUCGACUCAUACAUCUUACUGCAAACGUCAUACCCCUUCCCAUCCUUCAUAAGCCUGGAAUAAGAAAUCUGUUGAAUGUAGAAAUUAUAUGUAUGGUAGUUUACAUCCUAUUAACCUUUCAGAUUCCAGAAUUGAUUGUUCAAAAUGUAUGUGAUUAUCAUAUCACUUUAAAAUAUGAAGGUAAUUAAAAAAAAACUUUCCUUUGUUUGGGGAAUAGCCUAUGUGAGGAAGGUAACACAUCCCUUCUGUUAAUAUAAAAAGCACGAAAUCAUUUUAAAUAAAAAAGGAUAUGUUGCCACGUUGUAUAUUUUUACAUGUUUAGAUUCUUCCUCUUUUUCUGAAAGUCCUGGGAAAUUUAAAUUAUAGUUUGUAAAACAAUGUAACAUUUCAUAUCAACUACUAAAAUAGAGGAAAUCCAAAAUCUGCUAUGCUAACAGAAAACAAUAUAUGAUGGAGCAUGCACAUAUUCCCAAAUUGUUCUCUCAUGUCUACCAGCAAUCAACACUGGCUACAUUUUUUAAGUCAUAUAAGAAAAAAAGGAACCUUGGUUGGAUAGUGGCAUUUCAUACUGUUACAUGGUGGAAUGGAGUGCAUAUUUAUUCUUUUUAAUUAAUCUAUUAACAGAUUGUAUAGAUGAUUAUUGUGGUUGUGGCUGAUUCACAUUCUAUUUUGCCCUAAGUUUAAUCUUGAUUAUUAUUGUACUCUCCCUACUCCCCUGCUUGCCUAAUACAUUUAGCUAUCCUACACAGCAUCCACAGACUAUGUUUUAGGAGUCUCUCUAUUCAACUUAUUGAUUUUUAUAUGGAAAAAUACUUUAAAGUAUAUCUGUCAUUUUCUUUUGGCCACAUAGAUAAAUAAAUCACUCACAUUGGAAAAUAACAUAGAAUAUUGUUGGAUUUUUAAAACCCAAAACUUGUAAAAAUAAUUGAAUAUCAAAAAAAGAGUUGAGUAUCAAUGAAUUUCUAAAAUAUCCCUCAGUGGUGAAAGAAAAGUAAUUAUGAACAGUGCAUAAAAAGAAGACAUUUCAUUUAUCCUUUCCUUUUCCUCCUCUACUAGUAAAGUUGCUGAUCUGCAGUCCCCAAUUUCCCAGUUGUGAUAAGAUGUCUCAGCACACAAUGAUUAGGUUACAUCUAUGACACCCUAUAAGGAGGAAGAGAUAAGUCAAAUUUUAUUAAGGAGUGUCGCAUUCAGUCAAUGGCCAAUGAUUAUAAUUAAUGUGAACUGUCAUCCUAAUAAAGAGAAGUGCUGAGCCUUUUUUUAUAAUGACUUGAAAGGACAUGGAUCGACCUCUGACAAACAACGCAAGAGGACUCAGUCAACAGCAAAAACCAGUGAAGUAAAAGAUGUUUCCAACAUGGAUAAUAGUCAAUUAACAAAGCAAUUUCCCCCCAAAACUUUCACUUAAUUAGAAAGAUAAAUUAAUAUAGGUAUAUGUGCAUAUGUGUGUGUGUAUAUAUAUUUAUAUAUAUACACAAUAAAUAAUUAUAUUAUAUAUCACAUUUUGCAACUGUUACCAUUGCUAAAAAUAUUUUUAGAGCUCCUCCUUUGAGAUUAUCUUUAGGCUUGAGGGCACAUUCUACAGUAACACAUUCAUAUGGAAAGUCCACCAUUUUUGGCUUGUGGGGGGAAAACCAGACUUUCUAUGUAAUGUAGAUUCAUCAGAUUCAACUUUUAUCUGUCUUGUUUCAGUAAGCUGCAAGAGGAUGAUAUUGCCAGAAAAUCCAAAUUAAAUAGCUCUCUGUUAGAGACUCUAGAAGGAGAAGAAACAAUAGACCAGAUUCUGGGAUAAGGUUGAGAAGAGUUUAAGGCUGAUGGAUAUACCAGAGAUCUACCAGGGAAUAUUCUUAAGAAUAAGACAGAAGGGAAAAGAAAAUUACAUUUCACAAAGCUCUCUUUUAUUAAUCUCUAAAAAUUCAAUUUUGACUGAGAAUAUAUCAGCAAGAAACUAAAACAAUCAGACUUUAAUUGGAAUUGAUUCAAUUGGUAGAUAGGAAUAGAGGUAAGUACAUUCAGAGGUGACAAUAUGUGUAUACACAUAUAGUAGUUCAUUUGGAACAACAUAGAUUACAUUAAUUUUCAGUUUUCAGUUGAUGGCUUUGGCUUUGUGAGGAUGCAGAAACACAAUUUUGUUCCUAUUGUCAAAAUGGCUUCAUUUGUUUGCAAAAUGAUCAUUGUUUAUCUUUUAUACCUUUUUAUACUUCCAGUCUCCUCCAAUGAAUGCUAAUCUGUAUGAAGUAGCAUUAUAACUAAAUAAUCCAAGCAAAUCUUCAUAAAACAAAAAGAUUUCAGAUGCUCCAACAAUGGUUCAAUUACUUCCAAUAGUAUUGACUAUAAUAUAACAAAAUGUAAAGGAAAACAAUUUCUCAGAGAUGGUUGUAAAAGGAUUUGCUGUAUACCUCAAAUUCAGCAACCAAUCACUUUAUUCACCACUAAAUGAUUUCAUAUAAAUGGCUCACAAAUAUGUGAAGUAAAAUAUUAGAUCAUUUCUCUUUGGAUGAAAAUGUGCUUUAUGUACCAAUUUCAUCAACCUAGAAUAUGCUGAAAUAUUUCAGAGACUGAUUGAAAGGAUGAUUAUUAAUUAUAAGACAAUAAUGAUGCUUCUAUCUUAUGCAGGAACUUUUAUUCUUACUGCCAAAAUAAUAUUUCAAUGUUUCUAUCAAUGGGUUUUGCUGUGCUAACAUUUUAAAACUUAUAUCUCUCCCUUUUAAAAAAUCACAACCAUAAAAAGCAAAAAAUGUAAAUUAAGAAAACUAAUAACAUGUCACUCAUGGCAAUGAAGCAGUUUUCUCUUGUGUCUGUUUAUCUUGGGAGAGUCAAAAAUUCUUUAAGUCAUGUCAACAGGUCCCAAAUAGAAAUUGGAAAGCAAUGAAUAUUAUGUGUGGAUUAGAAUAGACAAAUCUCCUAAAUGAACAUCUCAUGGCCUCUCCUUUUGACAGAAGACAAUCUGGUUGAGCAAAUACCAUCAGCAGUAUUUUUUGCUUUCUCAAAGGAAAAAAUAGAUUAUGCUAUUUGCAACAAAAGUUUCUGAUUUUCUAACAUUUUCUAUUAGGAUCUUUAAAAAGAUCGAUUCAUUAUUUUCAUAACGAAAAUUUAUCACAUAUUGUAUUAUUUCAUUAAAUGUAUUGUUUCAUUUACAGGAACCACUCAAGGUUAAGGUCUAAAAGAACUGUUUUACAUGCAGAAUAUUUUCCCUGGUAUUUUGAGUGAAAUUCACUAAAGCAAGCAGAGAUGUUUGUACUUACUUUAGGCCAUGAGCAAUGAUAACCUAUAAUGUUGUGAAGGUUGAUAAAAACCACAAAAAUAAGCAUUUAAGGCAAUGUCUAUGGUAUGGAAGAGAUGAAGUUUUGCUUUCUGUACUGAAUAUUGUGAGUCCAUCAUUGCUAAUUAAAAGUAUGGAAAACAACAUAA